Oryza sativa Japonica Group (Japanese rice) is the source of this 2198-nucleotide messenger RNA. RefSeq names its product TOM1-like protein 6. Gene Ontology annotation, biological process: protein transport to vacuole involved in ubiquitin-dependent protein catabolic process via the multivesicular body sorting pathway. The record is from RefSeq and is a predicted model, not a curated record. NCBI's taxonomy places the organism in Eukaryota, Viridiplantae, Streptophyta, Magnoliopsida, Poales, Poaceae. Gene Ontology annotation, molecular function: ubiquitin binding; phosphatidylinositol binding.
CCCGCGCUAAACUCAGCGGUUUACGAGUAGUAGUUUAUUCGCUCGUCUCCUCGGGGGAGUCCAAACCCUAGGCUCUUCCUCCCCAGCGAUGCACCCGGCGGGGGCGGUGGUGGCGCCGGCGGCGGGCGCGCCCGCUCGGGCGGCGCCGCGGGUGGAGAAGGCGACAAGCCACCUGCUCAUGGGGCCCGACUGGGCCGUCAACCUCGAAAUCUGCGACAUCAUCAACGCCGACGUCUGGCAAACAAAGGAUGUGGUAAAGGCAGUGAAGAAGCGACUACAGAACAAAGACCCAAAAGUUCAGUUCUAUGCUUUGACGCUCUUGGAGACUAUGAUGAAGAAUUGUGGUGAAUAUGUUCAACUUGAAGUUGCUGAGCAACAUGUUCUGCAAGAAAUGGUGAAAAUCAUCCAGAAGAAGAAUGAUAUGUUAGUAAGGGAUAAAAUAUUAUUACUUUUGGACUCCUGGCAAGAAGCAUUUGGUGGACCUGGAAGUAAAUACCCACAAUAUCACUUUGCGUAUCUUGAAGUAAAGAGGAUAGGUGCCGUGUUCCCAAGGCGUCCUAUAGAUGCACCACCGAUAUUUACACCCCCGGCGACACAUACUUCUCAAAGCUAUGGUUCACCCAGAUAUGAGGCAGGAAGUCUGAAUGAGAUAAUGUCUUCCGAUGUUGAGACACUAAGUUUGGGUGACCUGAAUAACAUUCGAAAUGUGACAGAACUACUAUGUGAUAUGGUGCAUGCUUUGAAUCCAUCUGAUCACAUGGCUGUCAAAGAUGAAAUUAUCACAGAUCUUGUGAGCCAAUGUCGCUCAAACCAACAAAAGCUCAUGCAGUUUGUCAGCUCAACAGGGAAUGAACAGUUACUGAAGCAAGGUUUGGAGAUAAAUGAUCGGCUACAAAAUAUUAUUUCAAAAUAUGACAUUAUGGCCUCCAGUACUCAUUUAGCAGUUGAAGCACCUCCGGCAGACAAUGUUGAGGCUCCUAAAGAGGAUCCAGCAGAAAAGCCAUCUGCACCUCCUAUCAGCACUCUUGAGGAGGAGGAGGAGGAGGAGGAUGAGUUCACUCGACUAGCACAAAGAAAAAAUAAGUCUGUGAUGACUAGUGAUGAUUCAUUAUCUAGCACUGGAGACCUUGCCCUUGUACCCAUUGAUAUGGAAAGUUCAGAAUCUUCAUCUUCUGUUGCAAGCAAUGCUUUAGUUCCUGUUGACCCAGCUCUUGUCAGUAGCAGUCCUCAAACAAAAGAGCAGGAUAUGAUCGACCUUUUAAGCCUCACCUUGUGCAGUCCUACACAUGAAGCUUCUACAGAUUCUUCAACGCAGGGUCCUAAUGGACCUCAGCAGCCUGCAGUUACUGAUGGGCAGCACAACCCAUCGGGUGUGCCACAGUAUCCUUCAAACCACCAGUCGCAUCCAAUAAAUCAGGAAUAUAUUCGACAGAACAGAAACUAUGUUGCACCUUGGGCACAAAGUGGUCAAUAUUAUCCAGCACCACCAUGGGCUGCACCUCCAAGUGUCAAUUCUAAUCCUUUCCAGUCAGCUACUUACCAAGAACAACCCCCACCUGUUGGUUCUGUUUCCUCAACCUAUUCAGCUCCCUCAGCAUCAUAUACUUCCCCUUCAAUGGCAUAUGUGCCACCUUCAGCCUCAUUGCCGAUAUGGAAUGGUUCUACUACAAGUAAUGGACUAAGUGCAACACAAGCUCAAAUGAAUGGGAAUCAACAACCGCCAGGUUCUUCAGCGGCAGCAAGCAAACCUUAUUACAUACCUGACAAUUUAUUCAGUGAUUUGAUUGACUUGAAGGGUCUCAGUGGUGGAAAUAAGAUGGGCGUACCCACUAGCAUGGGUAGUGCAAAUGGUGGUCAACCUACGAUUGGUGGAAAGAAGUAGGUUUCUCUAAUUGGUUGGUGGUGCCGUGGUGAACGUUAGGAAUUCUGAUCACUCAGUUUGGUGUACAUUUCAUGUAUAUCUCCCUUGCCCCAUUUACAUGUUUGGUUACAUUGGUUCAUUUCAUGGCUGCUGACUGUUCAGUCGAGUAGAGAUGGUAUACCAUUAUUACUGUACAUAAAUGAUGAGUUGCGCAUUGCCUUGUUUUUACUUCGCGACUCAUAUUUUGAUAUGUUUGGCUUCUCAUUAUUGAGCACACGCAUGAAAUCGUGUUCGUCCAGGAUAUUAAAUCCUGUUCGUGCGUUGUUAUUCUCCAGCA